AUGUUCGUCCAAUCGCCGCAACAAAUACCAGAAUUAAGUCACAAAAGGAUUCAACAGUUUUAUAUCGGCGGCGACUUUGUGCUGGCUAUUAGUUCCGCCACCGGUGUGUACAGUUGGGGCCAUAAUAAUUGUGGUCAGUUAGCUAGAUGUGUUACACCGGAAGGCCAAUACUCAAAGCCUCAGAAAAUAACAUACCUUGAUAAUAAAAAUAUUGUUACUGCUUGUUGUGGUCUUCAGCACAGUCUGGCCCUCACCACCGAUGGCCACGUGUACGCGUGGGGCAGCAAUAAUUGGGGACAAAUUGGCUGUGGAAAAUACACCAACAACCUACGAUGAUAAAAUAGUUCAAUACCAAAUUAUUCCAAUCAAGAAAGAAUAUAAUUUUAAAGAAAUUAAAAGUUUUAAUUCUGUGUAUAUUAAGUAUGACACCAUAAUACUUUCAACCGGAUCGACAAUUUUUAAAUUACACAAAGAUUCUCUCGAACAAACAACAUGUGAAAAUUCCGCUCAUUACUAUACAUCUGAA
Molecule: messenger RNA, 526 nt
Organism: Oppiella nova
Lineage: Eukaryota; Metazoa; Arthropoda; Arachnida; Sarcoptiformes; Oppiidae
Source: the annotation of a GenBank genome assembly